Molecule: messenger RNA, 660 nt
Organism: Adineta steineri
Lineage: Eukaryota; Metazoa; Rotifera; Eurotatoria; Adinetida; Adinetidae
Source: the annotation of a GenBank genome assembly
AUGGCGACAAAUGCAAUACAUGAUGGAGAAAUUAUAUCAGAAGAUAAUGAUAAAAUAGAAAAUUCACCACCGAUAAAAGAUGAAAAUAAUAGCAAUAUUAGUGAUAGUCCAUUUCAUUUACUUGAAGGACGUUGGACAUUCUGGUAUACACAUCGACCACAAACAUUUCGUAAUAGUUCAGUUAAUUAUGAUUCAUGUUUAAAAAAGCUUGGUACAUUUGGUUCAAUAGAAGAAUUUUGGUGCUAUUAUGAUCAUAUAAAAUUUCCAUCAGAACUUCCACUUUACAGUGAUAUACAUCUAUUUAAAGAAAAUUUAAAACCAAUGUGGGAAGAAGAAGGAAAUCGGCUUGGUGGUAAAUGGAUAUUACGUUUGAAAAAAGGUUUAUCAACUCGUUUAUGGGAAUUACUUGUAUUUGCUAUUAUUGGAGAACAAUUUAAUGUUGGAAAAGAAAUAUGUGGAAUUGUAUGUUCAAUACGUCCCCAAGAAGAUCUUAUUAGUGUAUGGACAAAAACAGCAAAUAAUCAAUUAAUUACGCAGCGAAUCAAAGAAACAUUGAAAAAAGUUCUUAAUCUACCUCUAGAAUGUCCACUUGAAUACAAGACACAUAAUGAUUCAUUACGUGAUAAUUGUAGUUAUCGCAAUACAGAUCGUGUUCGGUGA